Messenger RNA from Sceloporus undulatus (fence lizard), 3246 nucleotides. RefSeq names its product nuclear receptor subfamily 6 group A member 1 (gene NR6A1). The transcript has 10 exons. The coding region runs from base 55 to 1386 and encodes 443 amino acids. NCBI's taxonomy places the organism in Eukaryota, Metazoa, Chordata, Lepidosauria, Squamata, Phrynosomatidae. Gene Ontology annotation, biological process: regulation of DNA-templated transcription. The record is from RefSeq and is a predicted model, not a curated record. Gene Ontology annotation, molecular function: sequence-specific DNA binding; zinc ion binding; DNA-binding transcription factor activity.
UGCCGAGAAUCUUCCUCCGAAAAUGAGCCACCUUCUGCUACUGAUGUCGAACAGAUGAACUCCCCUUCCAUGCUUCCCUUGAACGCUGGCAAUGACCGGGUGGACCAGCGCACCUGCUUGAUCUGCGGCGACCGAGCGACGGGUCUCCACUACGGCAUCAUCUCGUGUGAGGGCUGCAAGGGCUUCUUCAAACGGAGCAUUUGCAACAAGCGGGUCUACCGAUGCAGCCGCGACAAGAACUGUGUCAUGUCCCGCAAGCAGCGCAACAGGUGCCAGUACUGCCGGCUGCUCAAAUGCCUCCAGAUGGGGAUGAACCGGAAAGCAAUCCGCGAAGACGGCAUGCCCGGAGGCAGGAACAAGAGCAUUGGACCAGUCCAGAUCUCCGAGGAAGAGAUCGAGCGGAUCAUGUCCGGACAGGAGUUUGAAGGGGAGGCCAACAUCUCCUGGAGCAACAAUGGGGACAGUGAUAACAGCUCCCCCGGGAAUGGGGUGUCGGAGAGCAACCAGCCCUCCCCAGUCUCGACCCCGUCCUCAAGUAGGUCUGUGGAGCUGAAUGGAUUCACCGUACUCAGGGAUCAGUAUAUGGGAACGCCAGUGCCUGCACCCUACCAGUACCUUCCGCACCUUCUGAGCUGCCCAGCUCACACAGCCAUCAUGCCCUCCCAGCCCCGAAGCCACGACCCACAGUCCCAUGGCCUCCUCAUCAGCCAGCUGGUGUCUGCGGAGGACCUGGAACCCCUGGGCACCCCUAUGCUGAUUGAAGAUGGGUACAAAGUGACUCAGGCUGAGCUCUUCGCACUGCUCUGUCGGCUGGCGGAUGAGCUGCUCUUCCGCCAGAUUGCCUGGAUCAAGAAGCUGCCAUUCUUCUGUGAACUCUCCAUCAAGGACUACACCUGCCUCCUGAGCUCUACUUGGCAGGAGCUGAUCCUGCUUUCCUCUCUCACCGUUUACAGCAAGCAGAUUUUCGGGGAUCUGGCUGACGUGACCUCCAAGUACUCCCCCUCUGAUGAUGAGCUCCAGAGGUUUAGUGAAGAAGGGAUGGAAGUGAUGGAGCGGCUCAUCUACCUGUACCGCAAGUUCAGCCAACUGAAAAUCAGCAAGGAAGAGUAUGCCUGUAUGAAAGCCAUUAACUUUCUCAAUCAAGAUAUUCGAGGCCUGACAAAUGCUUCCCAACUGGAGCAGCUGAACAAACGCUAUUGGUACGUCUGCCAGGAUUUCAUGGAGUUCAAGUAUCCCCACCAGCCGACCCGGUUCCCGGAUCUGAUGAUGUGCCUGCCGGAGAUCCGAUACAUUGCAGGGAAAAUGGUGAGCGUCCCUCUGGAGCAGCUGCCACUCCUCUUUAAGGCCGUGCUGCACUCCUGCAAGGGUGGCGUGAGUAAAGAGUGAGGAAGACGAGAACGAGGAUCCCUGCAUUCGAGGCUGAAGAUGCGAAAUGGCUGUUUGGCAGGGCAGUGGGUAGCCUUGCCAUUGUAGCAGGAAUCCUGGUUUUUGUGUUUUGUGGGUUUUGUGUUUUUUUAAAAAAACUCGUUUCCUAUAAUAUUUAUUUCACGACAGAGUUGAAUGUAUGAUCUUCAACCCCACCCCACCCUCCCCACUCUCCUCCCCUGCCCCCAUGCAUGGCAUCCUGUCCGAGUGUGGCCCCUCUUGCAGUUUACAGAAAAUGUGAAGAUGUUUGUUACAGUGUUUUUAGGGUUAGGCCUUUUGUAAUGAGGGUUUGGGGCGGGGAGGGGUGGGGAGGGGGGCUGGGGCCGACAACUAAGACUACCUCAAGCAGAGACAGGUGCUGUUUUUGCAGUUUUCUGCAGGUCAUGCUCACCCAAAAUGGGUCAUCUUUCUCAGGAAAUCAGCCAGGUUCAUUUCCCCCCCCUAGAGAUGCCAAAUAACCCAGGAGCGCAGGCAGGUGGGUGGGCAGCGUGGCAGCUGACUCCUCUCAAACUGGGGGGCCUUCCCCUCUCAGGCACUCCCUGAGACAUCAUCCAUUCCUAUUCCACAUCCGCACAUCCAUGCAGGCACUUAUAUCAACCACUGUGCUGUCUAAAGUCCCUUUUAGUACUCCAGGCCCUGUUAGUAGCUCUCCGUCAGUUGUAUUCAUGAACUGUGAGGAAGGGAAUAUAGCAUGUGAGAGGCUAGAUUGGCAGCCCCAUACUCUCAGUGGUCUUAGACCUUUCCUGCCCCCUUCCUUCCAUUGCCUCUUUUCUGGAGAAGGGGGGCUGAGCCAGGCAGCAGCAGAUGCAGCCUUGAAGGCCAGAGAGUAAAACAGGGCAGGAGAUGUUCCUACUAAGUGGAGCAUUCCCUUUAUUUUGAGUUUCCAAAGGUUGAGAGAUUGAGAGAGAUAUACCUCAAGCACUGCCACAAUUGCCUCUUACCACAGCCUAGUUCCAUCUGCUCUGUCCUUGCUCCCUUUCUGCGUUUGGACACUUGGCACCUUUUCUAGGGGAGAGGCCCAGCUGGUGGGUCAAUGUAGGGGAUACAAAAUGGAUGAGCUUGACCCAAGAGCCAACAACCCCCACCCUACAGGUGCUGCAGAAGCCUGUGGCCCAACUCAUGCCUCCCCCUGGCCAAACAUACGGACUCUCUGGCCUGUUGUGUUUGCUGCUGGGGUGGGAGUGGGAGGGCUCCCCCUUCCUGCUAUUUCUCCUCUGGUCCUGCUUUGCUAACCUCUCACCCCAUCCCACCCCAACCCUCUCCUCCUAACAGUGUUGCUGCUGCUGAUUCCAGCAAAGUGAAACGGGUAAUGGCCACGUGCAGCUGGGGCUGGCCAGCUUUCUGUGGCUUUGUGAAUUCCCUUCCCCAUCACCCCCCAAAAACUGGUGUUCCAGUCCUUUUGUUUUCCUGUCCGUCUGAAUAGUGUGGGUCUCCCAUUCCCUUCUCACCCCUCUCUCUCAGGAAGUCCUCCUCCUCCUGCUUUGAACACCAUAUAUACCUCAAAGGGCAGCCAAGAGACUGGAACCCUCUCCUCCAACUGCCCUUCUGUCUGUCUUUUCUGUCUGUUUGUCUUGUGUUGCAAAACUAGAAAAGUGCUGCCUGCUUGACAUUGGUGUUAUAUUAUUUUUUAUUGUUGUCGUUACUAUUUUUGGGAAAAGCUAUCCACCAUACUUCCAAUGAUUAUGUUACCUUCCGGCUUGCGAACAUUUAGCUGGGGAGGGGAAGACAUUGCACAAACUGAAGAAUUGGCCUCCCCCCUUUUUGGCUAAGAAGGGUCAGUUUUGAAACUAAUAGAUCUGUGGGAUUUCUAGAAGCCCCCCC